UUUUGAUUGUCUUCCAAGCAUGCUUUUAUCAAGGAAAUUACAUGGGAAAUUAUCGUACCAGCUGCAACUACUCAUUUAUAACGGUUAAGAGACGUCAAAAAACAUGAUUGAUUUGAGUCACUGAUUGAGUUGUGCUCUCCACCAGUGCACACGAGGGUCACCUUUGGCCCUAGGUAAUAGACUGUUGUAAUCUUAACCACCAACGGCUGCGCACGACCGAUCCUUCAAUGUGGCAAGAGCCUGGCGCCGCCAGGUUCAAACAACAGGCGCUGAAUACACAUGGUGGUAUCCUCGACAACGCCGUGACGUGAGCCGUCAUCUCUAGCGGGUGAAUCCCCAUUGAUUCUCCCAUGCCAGAUGCGCUAUUUCGCGGUUUGAAGCAUUCAGAAACCACUGCAGUCAUUUUAAGCCUCGCCUCGCGGAGGCCACGCGAAAGAUGGACGCUACGAUGAAGCUUGAGCUUAAGCUAAACAUAACCUUACGGCUGAAAUGGUGGGUAAGGUGCUCGCGGAACAUUUGUAUGUUCUGGACCAGCUAUAUAAACCACCCGAUAUCAAAUGCGCAUGCGCUCAGCGCCCCCGCCUACCAGGGCCUAUUUGGUAUGUGGAUCUCGUAAGACGCAUAUCUCCCUUCAAACCACUCUUUCGGCUUGCCUGUCCUUAAGGAAGAUGUCGUUACGCUGUCAAGUUUUUGAAACCUCUCAGGGACAGGUCGUCCACGUAACCGGAGGGCGCACAGUCUACGUUACUGGACCAGAGGAGACCCAGGCACGUCGUGGACAGCUUACCGAUGUAUUUCCAGGCCCCAAAGUCUCUGCACUUCGUGGCGAGCUUUUAGACAUCACAUACGACGAAGUGAUCCCAGCCACCCGUGGGGACGUUGUACAUGUCCUCGGCGGUCAUAUCGUGCACAUCCUUGGGCACACAGUGGUGCAGGCGCGCCGCGGAGAACUGAGGGAUAUAUCUGAUGGAAAGACUGUCAAAGCUACGCGCGGAGAGCUAAUUGACGAGACGAGCCGGCGGACGAUUCGAGCCGUUCGGGGCGAAGCUACACAGACAACGCGUGGGGUGUGCCACUUGCUUUGUUUUGGCGAAGGAAAACAUUUACUGACGAAGACAAUAGGGAGUUACAGUUGACGUUGAUGCCUCUCAGCACCUGCGCAUGAGACGCCCAUGACUUCUAUGGGAUCAUUGACUGUGUGGAUUGCGAGGCCACUCGCAAUACCAAUGAACGCAUGUAGUUGAAGC
This is a messenger RNA of Coniophora puteana RWD-64-598 SS2, 1247 nucleotides long. RefSeq lists its product as uncharacterized. The transcript is spliced from 4 exons. The coding region runs from base 558 to 1136 and encodes 192 amino acids. The record is from RefSeq and is a predicted model, not a curated record. Lineage: Eukaryota; Fungi; Basidiomycota; Agaricomycetes; Boletales; Coniophoraceae.